AGCUUCUUGAUGCCAAUGACUGGUUUGGACAACACGAAGGCAACAACAAUGAGAGCUUUCCUACUGCUGGCGCUGGUCGCCCACUCCUUUGCUCUGCCUCUGCCGUCCGGGGACCAAGACAGCUGGCUUUUAGCGGAGAAGUACCUCCGUCGGUUCUAUGACCUCCCAGCUGGUCUCCAAGGUAGACAGAGGUCCGCAGGUGCCUUUGAGGACAAGAUCAGCGAGAUGCAGAGCUUCUUCAAACUCAAGGUGACGGGGAAUCUGGACGACAACACUUUGGAGCUGAUGAAACAGGCCCGCUGUGGCGUCCCGGACGUCGGGGAGUACAACCACUUCCCUCGACACCUCAAGUGGCCGAACAACAAUGUCACAUUCAGGAUAGAGAAUUAUACACCAGAUCUGCAGAAGUCUGAUGUAGACAGAGCCAUCCGCAAAGCACUGAACAUUUGGUCUGAUGUCACCCCUCUGAUCUUUAAGAAGCUGCACGUCGGCAACGCUGACAUUAUGAUCAGUUUUGGAAGUAAAGAGCAUGGAGACUUCAACCCCUUCGAUGGGCCUGAUGGAUUGCUUGCUCAUGCCUACCCACCGGGCCAGGGCAUCGGAGGAGACACUCACUUUGAUGAGGAUGAACAGUGGACCAAAGAUUCAUCAGCGUACAACCUGUUCAUAGUGGCGACCCACGAGUUGGGCCACGCCCUCGGCUUGUCCCAUUCCACAGACCCGGGCGCCCUGAUGUACCCCGUCUACUCGUACACGCCGGGCUUCCCGCUGUCCGAGGAUGACAUUAAAGGCAUUCAAGCUCUCUACGGCCCAAACCCAAACUCAAAGAAAGUGAAGCCAAAGCCUGACGCACCCAACAAAUGUGACCCCAUGUUGAGCUUUGACGCCGUCACAGAGCUCAGAGGGGAGACCAUCAUCUUCAAAGACAGAUUCUACUGGCGUCUCCAUUCUCAGAUGCCGGAGCCUGAGCAGACACUGAUCAAGUCCACGUGGCCCUCCCUCCCCAACAAGGUGGACGCAGCGUACGAGUACCCAGAGAAGGAUCAAGUCAUCAUAUUCAGCGGGAUCCGAAUGUGGGCUUUGAAUGGAUACAACCUGGUGGACGGUUACCCAAAGUACAUCCACAAACUGGGUCUUCCCAAGAAAGUGAGGGAAAUAGAUGCGGCUGUGCACAUCAGGGACACCGGGAAAACUCUGCUCUUCACCGAUGAGAAGUAUUGGAGCUACGAUGAAGCAGCAGGCACCAUGGACAGCGGCUACCCGCGGUCCAUCGAGGUGGAUUUUCCCGGGAUGGGUGACGAGGUCGACGCGGCUGCAUAUCGCUAUGGAUUCUUGAAUUUCUUCCACGAACACAUACAGUACGAGUACAGUUACACCUCAAGGAAGGUCAUUCGCAUCAUGAGGACCAACUCCAUCCUCAACUGCUGAGGACAAGGUCUGCAACCGCCAACGGGGACUUUAUAAUAUGCGCAUACGAUAACAUAAAUGCAAACAAACAUGCACGUUAAAAAUGACGAUGCAGUUCGUUGAAUGAGCAAGGAAGUGGAGCCAUGCAGGGUUGACCUGUUAAAGUUUAUUUGUACUAGUGCUGGACACCUGUCGGUCAUACAGUAUAAUUUGUGCUGGAAAAAUUCCUCAGAAAUGUAUUUUCUUUGAUUAUUUUAUUUAUAUUUAUUUCACAUCUCUAUAUUCGUACUACAAGUUUCUCUACAAACAGCAAGAUCCUUAGCAGGUUAAGUUUCUUGUCCGUAUCAGUUUGUCUGAUUUUGUGAGCUCUGUAUUUGACCAUAGUGUACAUGUUUCACUGACUUUAAUAUUUCAACAAAGAGCUUAGCAGUUUAAUAUAUUCUUCUUUUUUUUUUUUUAAGUUUUGUGAAUUACAAUAAAAGCAGUGACAUUAAGUUGAAUUGAUGAUUGUGUGCUGAAGAGCUGAACGUAAAGUGAUAAUAAUGUACCAUUUAGUGACAUUUUGAGGGACAAUAUUUCAUUUAAAUAAUUGUAUAUCGAGUAUGUUUUCACAUGAAUGGGACUCUGUAGGAAAUAUAUACUUACUCAAACCAGUAAGAACACACUGCUUUUACCAGAUGUCAUUGUACUGUCAUAUGUCUGACACGUGAUCAUUUUGGUCUGUAUUUUCAAAAAUCUUUUUACAAAAUGGUUGAAAUGUGUUAAAUAAAAUGUCAGGAAACUAAA
Messenger RNA from Cyclopterus lumpus (lumpfish), 2193 nucleotides. RefSeq names its product matrix metallopeptidase 13b (gene mmp13b). Gene Ontology annotation, cellular component: extracellular matrix. The transcript has 11 exons. Bases 10 to 1428 code for a protein of 472 amino acids. The record is from RefSeq and is a predicted model, not a curated record. Gene Ontology annotation, biological process: collagen catabolic process; proteolysis; extracellular matrix organization. NCBI's taxonomy places the organism in Eukaryota, Metazoa, Chordata, Actinopteri, Perciformes, Cyclopteridae. Gene Ontology annotation, molecular function: zinc ion binding; metalloendopeptidase activity.